CGAACACGAGACCUCUUUGCAGGCUGGCCUAAUUAGUAAUCGCUGAUUGAACUUUUUCGAUGCAACUUGAUGGUGCUUCAAUCGUCAAUACUCAAUACUGCCACCACUCUUUCCAUGUUCCACGCUGGGUACCAUUAUUGCCAAAUCUGAUAUACCUUUCCAAACAGAAGCAGAGCAAUUCCGCUGACACAAGCUUCCAAGAAUUACAAGGACCCUUUCACCUCCGGCAUGCCUUACACGUCCGGAUUUGUCAUCCACCCAUUUGCCCCUUUGCCAGAAUUUCAACUUCCCCUUGCUGUCCAUAUAGUUCACCUCAGCUUUCCCAACACUUCAUCAGCCAUUGCAAAAACCAUGGACUCUGUCCAUGAGAUCGCAAUCACCGGUCAAAACCUGCCGGCCAAGUACAUCUACACCGACAGCAUAAACCCAAGCCAGGACCCAUCGAUUCCUCUCCCCCUGCUGGAGAUUCCAGUCAUCGAUUUCAAUCGCCUCGCGACUCCAUCCAUCGGCACCGGAGAAGAGCUAGAGAGGCUUCGUUCAGCUCUCAGCUCGUAUGGUUGCGUCAUGGUAACAAACCACAGAGUGGCAAGUUCACUCAUGGACAGAGUGCGGCUGGUCUUCAAGCAAUUCCUUGCUCUUCCCAUGGAAGAGAGGCUGAAAUGGCAGAAGGAAGUUGACGGGUUUGAUGGGUAUGGUAGUGACAUGAUAGUUACCAAAGAUGUAGCAGUAGUUCAUGACUUUACUGCGCGACUGCGUCUAAUCACAUGGCCUGAAGACAGGAGACAGAUGAAGUAUUGGCCUGAAAAGCCGCAUGAUUUCAGGGAAGUUCUUGAUGAAUAUAGCAGCAAGUUACGAGUGCUGCACGAUGCAACCCUGAAGGCCAUGGCGAGGUCAUUGAACCUGGAAGAUGACAGCACGUUUCUGAAGGUGAUCAGAGAAGGAGGGACGAUUUCUUCAAGAUUCAACUUCUACCCGCCAUGUCCAACACCCGAUCGAGUUCUGGGUCUCAAACCGCAUUCUGAUGGAACAGUGAUUACCUUUGUGCUGCAAGACAGAGAAGUGGAAGGGCUUCAGGUUCUGAAAGAUGAGCAGUGGUUCAGAGUUCCGAUCGUUGCAGAUGGUCUUGUUCUCAACGUCGGAGACCAACUAGAGAUAAUGAGCAACGGGGAGUUCAAGAGCCCAAUUCACAGAGUAGUUCUGAACCCGAAGAAGGAGAGGAUAUCCAUGGCUACACUUUCUUUCCCUCAGGAGGGUAAACAAAUUGAACCAUUUGAAGGUUUAGUUAGUCGAGAAAGGCCGAGGCUUUACAGGCAGGUGAAGUAUAGUGUAGUUGCCCAAGUUGGUUACUAUCACAGUGGGAUGAGAUUAGCAGAUGUGGCGAGAAUCUGAGGGCUUUUUUUCCAUCCUGGUUUAACCACUUCAUACGGGUGUAAACCCUAUAUUGGUUUGAGUUCUGAUUAUAGGAGUGGACAUACGGUUCGGUAAAAUCAAAUCGAACUGAACCAAAUAUAGACAGAACUGAAACCAAAUUAAUGUUGCUCGGUUCGGAAAUUGGAAGGGGUAAAUGCAUAUUUCGGAAAUCGGGGUCCUUUUGACCAAACCGAAUAGUCGAAUUACUAUAAUUUCAAACUCCGAAUGGUGAAUUUUUAGGUUUGUACUUGUUUUGAGACUUAAAUAUUUGAAUCAUGUUAGUGUUUUAUGACUUAUGUGUUGA
This is a messenger RNA of Linum tenue, 1714 nucleotides long. The record is from the annotation of a GenBank genome assembly. Lineage: Eukaryota; Viridiplantae; Streptophyta; Magnoliopsida; Malpighiales; Linaceae.